Messenger RNA from Funneliformis caledonium, 453 nucleotides. Lineage: Eukaryota; Fungi; Glomeromycota; Glomeromycetes; Glomerales; Glomeraceae. The record is from the annotation of a GenBank genome assembly.
AUGGAAAAACUAGAAUUAGUUAAAGGUCAACAAAUUAAUUGUCCGGUUUACAUUAAAAAAGAAGUAUUGGAGAGAGAACCUACUUUUGGGGGGACUACCCUUGAAAAUGAAAAAGAAAUCCUUUUAGAAAGACCCAUCACUGAAAAGAAUUUAGAAAAGGAAUUAGCAAGAUGGCUAACUGAAAGAGAAGAAUUAAUUGCAGAUAAUCAAAAAAAAGAGCAAACUAUUACAAAUUUAGAAAGAGACAAGGAAAUUUGGAAAGAGGAAAAAGAGCAACUUCAAGGGAAAAUAGCAGAAUUGGAAAAAAACUUAAAGGAGGAAAAAUUAGAUAAAGAAGAAAUUCAAAAAAAUUUAGAGAAAUUGGAAAGAGAAAAAGGACAACUAAAUAACCCGCAACUAGAAUCAAAAAUAAUAGAAGCAUUAAUUGAAAGAGAAAUAGGAGUAGAAUCUUGA